GCGCCGCGGCAGGACAGGUGUCGCAGCGCAGCGCCCCCUCCAGUCGGCGCCCGGCUGCAGCGAGCGCAGCGCCCCGGCCCGGCCCGGCGGAGCCCAGACCGCGAGGAAGUACCAACCACUCAUUGGACAGGAUGGAUUGGGGUGCACUCCAUACUAUCCUGGGAGGUGUCAACAAAUACUCCACCAGUAUUGGGAAAAUCUGGCUCACAGUCCUUUUCAUUUUUCGAGUCAUGAUCCUCGUGGUGGCCACUAAGGAGGUGUGGGGAGAUGAGCAGUCCGAUUUUACCUGCAACACCCUCCAGCCUGGCUGCAAAAAUGUUUGCUAUGACCACUACUUCCCCAUCUCUCACAUCCGCCUGUGGGCCCUGCAGCUGAUCUUCGUGUCCACACCAGCACUCCUGGUAGCCAUGCACGUUGCCUACCGGAGACAUGAGAAAAAACGAAAGUUCAUUAAGGGAGAAAUGAAGAGUGAAUUUAAGGACAUUGAGGAGAUCAAAAACGAGAAGGUCCGUAUAGAAGGGUCGCUGUGGUGGACCUACACAACCAGUGUCUUCUUCCGGGUCAUCUUUGAAGGUGCCUUCAUGUACGUCUUUUACAUUAUGUACAACGGCUUCUUCAUGCAGCGCCUGGUGAAAUGUAGUAGUUGGCCUUGUCCCAAUACGGUGGACUGCUUUAUUUCCAGACCCACAGAAAAGACUGUCUUUACUGUGUUCAUGAUUGCGGUGUCUGGCAUUUGCAUCUUGCUAAACGUCACAGAAUUGUGUUAUUUGGUCAUUAGAUAUUGUUCCAGAAAGUCCAAAAAACCAGUUUAGCAUUACAUUACAGCUGUAGGUAAAAGAUUACGUAAAAGGGUAAAGCCACGUGUGCUUUGCUGUCAAGCAUCACUCGCCAGCAUUUGUCAAGACAACGAUUCCCAUUUUAAGUUGACCUAGUGGAACUCCUAGGCCUCCCAUGAAACCCCAGCACCUGUGAUGGAGCUCUUGGCUCUCAGACCCCCAAAACAAAGGCUAAGUCCAUGACUGUGUUAAUUUUUACUAAAGUUAGUUCCAAUGAGACCCAAGCUGGUAGGGGUUUUGGUGAAAGACACUUUCAUAUUUGAAACCAAGCCUAGUAUCAUUCGUUUCUGUUUUUCUGAGAAUAGACUACAAAGGCCUGGUCCUCUAGAAAAUGUCCAGAAAGUUCCAGUGCCCCUCUUAAACACAUGCUGCACGUUCCCCCAGUUAAAAGUAAACAUGGAGAAUCAUGGUUCUUUCAUUUGCUUUAGAAGUUGUAACAGUGGACAAAGUUACCUAAUGCUUCGAUCACUACUGUACUUUUUUUUAAUGAAAACUUUAAUAUAAGACAGGUUCUUUUGAUCCAAAGAUGUUCUGAAAACCAUUAUACACUCUUCCUAUGUUAGUCUCAGAUGAUGAUGCAUAAAUGGUAUGGGAUUAGAUCCUCUAAUUUAAAAGAUGGCCUUUUGGUUAUGUGUGAUUUGCAGAGUGGCUGUUAAUAACCGUGGUUUAUUGCACACACCCUCGAAGCCUGUCUCAAAUGAGACAAACUAGAAGUUCUUCAUGACAGAGAGCAAAUGCCCUCAUUUCAAAACUGUAUGUAUUGUUUUAUAUCAGAAAUACAAACUGGAUCUACCACCCA
This is a messenger RNA of Octodon degus (degu), 1635 nucleotides long. RefSeq names its product gap junction protein beta 2 (gene Gjb2). Lineage: Eukaryota; Metazoa; Chordata; Mammalia; Rodentia; Octodontidae. The transcript has 2 exons. The coding region runs from base 132 to 812 and encodes 226 amino acids. Gene Ontology annotation, biological process: cell communication. Gene Ontology annotation, cellular component: connexin complex. The record is from RefSeq and is a predicted model, not a curated record.